GAAUAACGCAGUUAGGUUACGCAGCCGGGCGAACGUGCGUUUCGCUCACACAGCGCUUCAACACGUCCCAUCACCGAUCGCGGCCUUACUUCUGCUUUCUUCGCCACCUCGGUGAUCUACCGCUGCGUAACCUUCUCACGGAUUUCGUCAUGGAUACAGUUCCGAAAUAUCGGUGUUACCCACAGGUUUAGAUAUACCUUCUAGCGGCGUUUUUGGAGAGCGAAAGCGUCUCAAGCAUUGCAUGUUCCUUCGAGACAUGUGGCGGAGAGCGGAGUCCCGCUGGUUGCCGGGCCUGCGUGCCGGCAUGGCGGCGCCCGCCUACAGGUCCCGCACUCUGAGCAAGGAUGAUGUGAAUUACAGGGUGCAUUUCCGCAUGAUCAACGAACAGCAGGUAGAAGAUAUCACCAUAGAUUUCUUCUACAAGCCGCAUACCAUAACUCUGCUAACCGGCACCGUGCUCAGUUUGAUGUACUUCGCGUUUACGCGAGAUGACAGUAACCAGGACGGCAAUCUCCGGGUGGGUCUCAUAGUGGUCAUCUCCUUUUUCUCUGUAAUCAGCGUCCUUGCCUUUCCUAAUGGUCCCUUCACGAGACCCCACCCGGCAAUAUGGCGAAUAGUGUUUGGUCUGAGUGUCCUCUACUUCCUGUUCCUGGUCUUCAUCAUCUUCCUGAACUGGGAACAGGUGAAGGCCCUCAUGUACUGGUUAGACCCCAACCUUCGCUACGCCAAGCGGGAGGCUGACAUCAUGGAGUAUGCAGUGAAUUGUCAUGUGAUCACCUGGGAGCGGAUCCUCAGUCAUUUUGAUAUCUUUGCUUUCAGCCAUUUCUGGGGCUGGGGCAUGAAAGCCCUGCUCAUCCGUAGCUACGGCCUCUGCUGGACCAUCAGUAUCACCUGGGAGCUUACUGAGCUCUUCUUCAUGCAUCUGUUACCCAACUUUGCCGAGUGCUGGUGGGACCAGGUGAUUCUGGACAUCCUGCUGUGUAACGGGGGAGGCAUCUGGCUCGGCAUGACAGUCUGCCACUUCCUGGAGAUGCGCACAUACCACUGGGCCAGCAUCAAGGACAUCCAUACCACCACAGGGAAGAUUAAGCGUGCUGUCCUGCAGUUCACACCAGCCAGCUGGACCUAUGUACGCUGGUUCGACCCCAAGUCCUCCUUCCAGAGAGUGGCUGGCGUCUACCUGUUCAUGAUCAUUUGGCAGCUGACAGAGCUGAACACCUUCUUCCUGAAGCACAUCUUCGUGUUCCCAGCAUACCACGCUCUCAGCUGGUGCCGCAUUCUCUUCAUCGGCAUCAUCACCGCCCCCACCGUCAGGCAGUACUACGCAUAUCUAACAGACACACAAUGCAAACGUGUGGGGACACAGUGUUGGGUGUUUGGGGCCAUUGCCUUUCUGGAGGCGUUAGCUUGCAUUAAGUUUGGGCAGGACCUGUUCUCCAAGACUCAGAUUCUCUAUGUGAUUCUGUGGCUCCUGUGUGUGGCCUUCACCACAUUCCUGUGCCUGUACGGAAUGGUGUGGUAUGCUGAGACGUAUGCUCACAGACACAAGUCUCUUUCAGAAUGUGAGGACAGCAUGUACACUGAGACUGGUGACAAUGAUUAUGUGAAAGAUAACGAGGAAUUUGAAACAGACUCCACAUCUCCUGCCCCUAGACGGAGGGGGAGAAGCUCCGGAAAAAGCAAAAACCUCAACGGGGUGGAAAAGUAACGAGAGCGAGUUUCUACGAACGCUCUCGCGGCAGAGGGUGGGAGGAGGAGGAGGAGGAGGAGAGAAGCCAACCCCUUUCCAAACAACAGAGUUAAUACAAGGAUGGUGUCUCCUCGGAGAGCGACAUCGUCCGAGGUGGCCCAGGAACGUUUGAGGGUGCACUCGCGGUCUGGCUGAGGCCCUGAACACGGUGGAAUGAAAGCGUUGUUCAGAGCGCAUGUUCCUGCCUGGCGCAGAACCUGAGCAGAUGCACUCCUCUCGCCCGUCACAGUAUUUGUGGUGAUGUUUUCUGUGAUUACAAGAAUGACUGACCGUGUUUUAACAUUACUGCACAGCUCACGUGUUCGCACUGUCUGCUUUAUCAAAUUUUCCCUUCAUGAAACGUGCAUGUACAAAUUUAUUUUCCAUUGGCACCGCUAAAAAAAUACUUAACCAAAACAAUGUGAUUUGAUUGCUAACCAUGAAUAAAAACUAUUGUUGGCUGGUUAGCAUAAUCCUCUACUAAAUGAUAACUAAACUUUUAUUAAUUUUUAGAAGCACCAAUAUGACAUAAUUUUUGUUAAUUUGCUCCUUUGAGUGUUGGUCAGGGAAAUACUAUUCGUCUGUCUGUUUAGCUCAGUAAUCCUGGUUGUCUGCACAGCUUCUAGCAGCUAGCCUGAGGAACAUGCAUGCGCUCAUUUUAAAAGCUGCUUUGGCAGGGAUGCAGGGUAAAUAUGGGUUGUCUGGAAACACACAUGAUUCAAGUGCUAUGUUGGAUCAGGACAGCCAGUUUGUGUGUGAGACGCUGAGGUCUGAACGUGGUUCUGCCGCCAACUAGCUGCUAUUGUUUUUUGCUUCAAGCCCUACCAAGGCAGUCACAUUUGCAUAUCAAAGGGCUUCGGCUCUCACUGCCUACCCCUGAAGCCAGUAUUCAGAUCUUUAUUAUGAACGAAGAUGAAGCCUUUUUAAACACCCAAAUGGUUGUGCCUGCAUGAGUGUAUGUUGUAAUAUUUAAUGCUUAGUAACUUUCCAUUGCAUUACUGUAUUUUAAAUUUUUUUUCUCUCAUUUUCUUGAAGCAUUGUCCUAUAUGUGGUUUUGUAGUGGUGUAGAGAUAAGGGUCAUUUUUUUGUGGGUUCUUUUUCAUGUCUGGCACAAAAGUAACCGCUCUCUUUAGUACUGUUGCGCAUGCAUUUGCCAAAAUGUUAAGAGCGUUCCUGAGUGGUUGGUUUGGGUUACUUGCUGUGAAAUAUAUCAGAGCCUUUCUGUCUCCCCCUCUAACACAGUAAACUUGUGUGAGGAUGGUUCAACCUCUACGUAUGUUUGCAUCCAUCCAGUCUGCAGUGUUUUGUUUAGGAGGGGGAGUAUAUUUAUUUCAGAGUUCCACCUGUACUGCAAAAGUAUUUGAGAGAAAAACGCACUUUUUGACUUUUAUGAUUUUUGAGCCAGUCAAUACAAUCCUAGUUGAUGAGGCCAUGUUAAUUUAAAGAAUGGUGAGGUUUAGUAUAUCAGUGUUAGUUUGCCCACGAACACUUUACUAGUCAGCAUAUUGGAUUGGAUUAGAAAGCAAUAUCUACACAUUCUACAUAUGAUUCUUUACAUUUCAAAGUUUUCAAAAAAAAAAAUAUAUGUAUGUAAUGCUUAUAAAUUUUCAAAUUAAAUUCCUUCUGUCUGCAGCA
Electrophorus electricus (electric eel) is the source of this 3364-nucleotide messenger RNA. RefSeq names its product phosphatidylserine synthase 1a (gene ptdss1a). NCBI's taxonomy places the organism in Eukaryota, Metazoa, Chordata, Actinopteri, Gymnotiformes, Gymnotidae. Gene Ontology annotation, biological process: phosphatidylserine biosynthetic process. The record is from RefSeq and is a predicted model, not a curated record. Gene Ontology annotation, molecular function: L-serine-phosphatidylethanolamine phosphatidyltransferase activity.